CAUAAAAUAUUUAUUCAUGUAAAAGAAUGAAACUUUAUUUAUUAUGUUAAAUUGUACAACAUAAAAUUUCCAAGAUGAUGCAUUAUACACCUUGGAUCCAUCAUCAAGCGAUGUUGGACAAUCAUCAGUGUUAUACACCAUACAUGACUGUUGUACCAUCCUAUCCGCAUAAUAAUCAUGAACAACAGCAUAUUACAGAAGAAGAGAGCGAACAGACAGGAGACGAAACACAUGAUACAAUGACUUCUGCUACAUCGGGAGAACGUAGUUCUAGUGCUGAUAUAUUUAGAUUAGAAUUUGCAGCAGCCCAAUGGUCCAAACUAGUCUCAAAUGCAGAGGGUCUUUUUACUAAACUUAUGACAAGCAAUAUUUUACCUCAUACAGAACAAGAUCAGAUCGAACAAUGGCUCUGUAUGAAACAGGAAUACGAAGAAUGUAUUGCUAAUGAUGAUACAGGUAGCUUGCAGGGUUAUACGGAAAAUGCAAGAAGAUCAUUAGAAAGAAUAGAGGAAGUCACUGAAACCGAUGAAAAGACAGAUGAAUCUGUACAUCAAAUGGAAAGAAAGAUCAAUUUAAAUUGCACGUCUAGUUCAGAGAGUGAACUUUCUGAAACUAACGAUGAUGACGAAGAAGAGGAAGAGGAGGAAGAUCAUAGCGAUAUUAGUUCAGAAAACCCAGAUUUCUUAGAAAAAUUGGACGAAUGUAUGAAUAAACUUAAAAUAGAGACAGAUAGAAUAGUUGAUUCUAAAAGGGACGAAUUCAGAGAAACAAAUAUAGAGAUCAUUCCAGCUAUAACAAGAUCUAUAAAUACUAAUAACAAUUAUGUUCAUGCAGCUAGACCUGCUCCACUUAGAAAUCCAAAUUCCAGGAGGAACUCCAUGCUUCCUGGUUCUGAAAUGUGUAAUGAAGUAUUAGCCUUUAAUGAUAGCCUUAAACCUAACCAAAAUCAAAUGUUAGAUAAUAAGACAUCAGCAUUUACUAGUAUAAGAAUGUUAGACAAUCGUGAACCCGAAACAAUUAUUAAUGAAAAUCUAGCAAUACACAAUGACAAUUCACCAGAUUUAUUAAUAGAUGCUUUGAAAACAACAGAAAUGCCAGAACCUAUAAAGGAAUUAAAAACUUUGACAUUAAAUAAUGAAGCAAAACAAACUCAAGUAAAGAAAAUUCAAUCAGAUUUAGAUGGAGCUCAUAAACGUAUAGAAGAACUACAAACGACUAUUAAAAUCAAGGAAAAAUUCAUUGCAGACAUGAUAAAAAAUUCAGAUGCACGCGCCAGCGCAAAGCAGAAAUUUCAACGUAAAUGGAGUAAAUUAGAAGAAGAAUAUUAUAAUACAAGAAGUCAACUGGCUCAAGCAGAGAAUGCUUCUAUCUAUAAAGACACAGAGGAAAAGUCUGCACACAAAAAGGAGAUUGAGUUAUACAAAAACAUGGCCAUCCAUUAUGAGAAGAGAUUGAUGGACAUUGAAAUGAUAAAACAGAUUGCAGGUGAUUCUGCUAAAAAGGUCCUAGAACUAGAAAGUUCUUUAAAUACUUCUAAAAAGCAAAUGGAGAAAUUGAAAAAGCAAUUGAAAAAGGAGGAGGAACGUAAAAAACAAUUAGAAGAGGAAUUAGCAGAGGAUCAGAAAAAAAUUCGCGAUCUCGAGGAGAAGUACAACUUGACAGCUUCCAAGCUGAAGGAGAUGCAAUCGGAAAGCGAGGAUGAGAAAAAUAACAGUAAAACAAAAAUCGACUACUCCGAUAAGAAGAAAAAUCUGUUGGACGUUAGUGCGAGAAUAUCGCAUCUUGACCACGUUUUGAAAGAAAAAUCGAUGGAUUUGGAAAGGACUGCCGAUAUAGACGAGAAGGAGGCAUUGCGUCACGAAAUUCGAAAUCUACGACGCACCCGGGAUUGUUUGGUGGACGAGAAAUGUGAUUUGGAUGAAAAAUUUCAGAAGGAAAAGACAUUAUCCACUGUAGAAGAACGGAAAUUAUUGGAAUGCGGAGAAACUAUCGAGGCGAUUGAUGCUAUGAUCGAACAUAAGAACGAGAUGAUUUGCGGACGAAAGGGAUUCGAUGAAAAUCAGUCGCAGCGCGAGAAAGGGGAGAGAAUGUUAAUGGAGAGAUUGGCUAAGCUUUCGGAUGGUGAAAUGAGAACUUUGUUUUAUAAAUAUUUCUUGAAAGUAAUCGAUUUGAAGGAAAGUUCAAAGAAUCUCGAAGUUCAGACUGCUGAACUGGAAAGUCAUAUAGAAACACAGGAAUGGCAGAUACAAACGUUGACGAAUGCCCUGAAGCAGACUAAAUUAGAAGCAGAGAGACGAAUAGUUUUGAUGCAGAGGGAGCACGAGGAAAAAUUGCACCUCAUGUUUAGACACUUUGCAGAGGAGACGAGCAGUUCCGGUCACGAAAGACUGGACAAGGAUUCCGAACUUGCGAAAUACAAACGUGAAAAUAAAACUUUGAGGAAACGAUUAGCGGAUGUCGAGGCCCUUUUGAAAGGCCCAACGCACCCUCGUACAACUAGUCCAGCGAAAAUAUCGCAGCAAGGGUUAAAGCAAAUUGCACCGAGUAGUCGACCGACAACCAAAGUAACUAGACAGCGGAAUAAAUUAAUAAUACAAAAGACCACCGAUUGCGAUAAAAACAAGAAAUGAACUUCUCUAAGAUACAGUCUUUUCUAUGUUUUUCCACCAUUAGCAUUUACUUUUUAUCCUCUUUUUUAUCUUUUGUACAGUAUCUAGAUAUUACGUUAUUAAUUUAAUA
Eufriesea mexicana is the source of this 2739-nucleotide messenger RNA. It is a transcript of the gene cos, whose product is annotated as kinesin-like protein costa. Bases 75 to 2630 code for a protein of 851 amino acids. The record is from RefSeq and is a predicted model, not a curated record. Lineage: Eukaryota; Metazoa; Arthropoda; Insecta; Hymenoptera; Apidae. The transcript has a single exon.